Messenger RNA from Penaeus vannamei (Pacific white shrimp), 738 nucleotides. Its product is annotated as tyrosine-protein kinase FRK-like. The record is from RefSeq and is a predicted model, not a curated record. Gene Ontology annotation, molecular function: ATP binding; protein serine/threonine kinase activity. NCBI's taxonomy places the organism in Eukaryota, Metazoa, Arthropoda, Malacostraca, Decapoda, Penaeidae. Gene Ontology annotation, biological process: protein phosphorylation.
AUGGUGGUGGAAUUAAGCGAAGUUCCUGUUGAGACAGUCGCUGAGGAGGUGGUUCCUGCUGAAGCAGGCGAUUCCUCAGAGCUCGCCGGCCUCUACGGGAUCCAUCCCGUGGGGGGGCGGCGCUCCACGUCCACUGGCGUCCCACUCGUCCGCCUCGCCUCCCUCGUUCAUCCCGAGAUGACCAAGCUCGGCGAGGGGGCUUACGCCUCGGUUUAUGACGUCAGCCGACCCGGCUUGCCUCCGGUGUGCCUCAAGUGGUUCAAGGACGAAGACGGUCAAGACCAUCUCAAGGAGGCCGAGAUGCUGCACGCCCUGAGGAAGGUUCCUGGGCUUCCCAAGCUGGUGGGGCUGUCUCGCUCGCCCGCCGCGGUGGCGAUGACCUGCCACGGGACCCUGGACCUCCAAGCGUGGGCCAGCAGGCGCUUCGACCUGGACGAGUACUUGAAGAUGCUCCUGGCCCUCAGCACCACCCUGCGCGGCCUCCACGCCGAGGGAUUCACGCACAACGACCUCAAGGCCGACAACGUGAUGGUCGGCGAGCGCAACGUGCCGACCCUGAUCGACGUGGGCCUCGUGUCGCCCAUUAACAGCUGCCCCUUCUGGUACAACGACAUGAGGAACGCGCGCGACGUCGAGAGCGAGCGCGCGAGCAGAUCGAGCCACUUGGCCCCCGAGAUCUACCGCGGAGGAAGAGCCGAUCCCAGCGCCGACGUCUACUCGUUCGGCAAGGUCCUGUAG